GUCCAGAGGAUGUGCAGCGUCUACCUGUACACGUACUAGCCACACAAUCCAAGCAUCCAGUUAGUCACUUAGUCGGCCCCACUGCCGUACUCUACUGGCACAGCAGCGCCAAACCAGUCUACCUACCUACCGACCUAAGUGACUGACUGACUAUCGACACACACACUGCAUGCACACACAUGGAUGAACACACACAUGGAUGGAUGGAUGGAUGGGUGGGAAUGGGAAAAGACAGGGCCAAAAGAAAUGGGCGACAACAAAACAAACGUCUACAGCCAUCGUCAUGUCAGCCAGCCAGCCAGCCAGCCAGGCAAUCAGGCAAUCAGGAAGCACAAAGAUCCCGUGGUACCAAAUGAGGAUGGUUCUUCUCGCUACACCGCAUUGUGCGUGGUGUGGCCCAAAACCAAGCCCCUCUCUGAUCCCUUUCCAGACUGUGUGUCUGUCUGUAAGCCGUCACUCAGAUGCAACACGAAAGAGAGAUCGACCAUGCACACACAGACGGCAUCCAUUCCAUCAUACCCUCACAUCAAUCACAUUAGCCAUUCUCGCGCACAUCAAUCACACAGCAGCUGCCUGGGGACAAAUGGCAUAGAAAAUGACCAACAACUGCAAAUCACGAGAAAAAGAAAGAGUUCAGGCAGCCAGCCAUGCACGUUCGUGUGUAUUGUACAUCCACCAAGACACGCAUUCAAGACCAAUUGCCAGCAGCGGAGCCCCAUUGUGCGUGUCUUGUUGUACCCAUCAUUCAGUGCACUCACGCUUCCACCUACCCCACCCCACCCCACCCCACACCCGACGCCAAGGUCUCACUCGCCUCCAUCCAUCCAUACACACGGUUCACCCAGAUUGCGUGGUCGGUUUGAGGGAGCGGUAGAGGAGAGAAACCGACUCCGGCGUGCAGCACCGCAGCCGCCACUUGGCGCCACAUCGGGUGUUUAUCACCUGCACACAUCCACAAACAACCACACAUCCACAAACAACCACGAAAACAAAAACGUUAUAACGCUUUCGUCGUGGCUGCGUGCAGUGGUAGAGGUAUGGCGUCCGUACGAUUUCGAGUUUCGGGUUGUGUUCUCUCAUUCGGCAGCCGACAAUCUGGCUUCGCUUGAGGGUCUCGCGGACUCGCUUGCCGCUUUUCGGGGACGGAAAUGACACCAAGCUUCUAGUUAUCUGUAGAAAGACCCCCCACACACACAGACGAAAGCGUUGUACGCAAGAAGCCCGCCACACCAUCUCUGAAUCGCCAGUCAACGUGCGUGUGUGCGUGUAUUGCUCGGCGCAGUGCGUACCUGUCUAACCAGGCGUCUGGCGUGCCCGCUGGCGGAUUGCUCCUGGAACUCAUCGCAGAAGAGCGCCUCUACCCCCGACACAACGACCGUCCUCCUCACCCACGUGCAGUGCCACUUGAGCAGCGUCACUUGCACACGGCACUCGCACAGCAGAUGCUCCGACCCGGGGGGGCUGAAUUCGUCCCCCUCGGGGAGCGUCACCAGGGGGGACGCGGGCGACUCGGCUGCUCUCGUCGAUGCACUGGCGAAGCCGGAGGACGACGCGGGAGAGAGCUUCGUGUGGUCAUCUGCCUGCUGGCUCGAGUGGCGCGCGAGGCGUAUGCGGAUCUCUUCGGGAGAGGGCUGAUCGGUGCCGGGCUCCUCACGUUGCGACGGGCGGAUGAGCAUCGUCACCACAUCGGCUGCAAGCAAAAGCAGGCGACCGUCGUUGCGGUCUGCGGCAACGAAAAAUAUGCGAAGACGCACGAGAAGCUCCCCUUCCCCGGUAGAAGAGGGAGAGAAGCCGCGAGAGCGCGAGCGAUACAUAAACGCGCUACAGCGAGGAAUUCGACGCUGGGUCCGACACCAUGCGCCUCGCUGACGUAUAUGCCGGUAGCGCCGUUGACAGCGUCGUCGAGAUGAAGACGGAACCUCCAAG
This is a messenger RNA of Vitrella brassicaformis, 1926 nucleotides long. The record is from the annotation of a GenBank genome assembly. Lineage: Eukaryota; Vitrellaceae.